UUACUCAGAAAUUGUGUUUCGACGAUAAUAAAAAUCCUGAUCGAUAACAAACUAACCUUUUUAAAAAAUUCUGCUCGCUAAUUCUGAAUUCCAUUCAGGGGCAUUCUUUCUAGCUCUCCAAUAUAGAUUGAUGUGACACAGUCUUCAAUUACAUUUUAAGAAAUGUACGGAGAAGAACCAAACAACUUUGUAACUUAAGAAUAAAACAUAGAAUCAUAGAGUUUCGUUCGUUAGAUUGCAAGUUCACUGUACUUAAAAAUAUUUCUUAAUUUCCUCGAUGCAUGAUUAUUUUUGAAGACGUAAAAUUUAUACGCCGCUGUCUUAACGUUUAAUACUAAAAGAUAAACAUCGCGCGCAUUAAUCGCACGCGAUUCCGACGAUCGAAACGUAUCACGAUCCACCACCAGCCCGGGAAACUUGAAUGCGAUAAACGUCAAUAAAUUAUUGCAUUCAAACGAGAAGAUGCAAAGUGAUUACGUGCGACACAUUUCAAUUGCGUUCUUGUCCCACUUCCAAUAUGGCGGGCAUCUUAAAGAUGCGCGCGAAAAAAAGGGAGCUGUGGAAGUAGUUCCCGAUCGAUGAGAAUUCACGCGGCGAGCCCGAGCGAGUCGAACGUGAACAGGUCGGUUAGUAAUUCCUUAGUGAAGAGAGACCCGGGAACGCGCACGCGAUAGCAACACGAAACACGGCACGGAUAAUAUGCGUUGACGACCGGCGGCGCCGUCGCACAUGCGCGUCCUGACGCGCCCCUGUUCGUCCACCGAUUUCGAUUUUAGUCACUCCCGGGUUCGGCUUCGGGGAAAAUCGUUCCGCUCUCGUAACAAGGACCGUUGAAACGUAUCGUGAAAAAAAGCUCUCCGGUCUCAACGACGAUUCUCUUGACGAGCAAAGAUAAAACGGGUCUUCACGAGUAUUCUCGCGUUCGACGAUCUCCCGCUCGCGACGAGUAUUAUUUGUACGUUGAAGACACACCACGAAAAAGGAAAGAACGAAAUUUAGACGAUUCCGAGUCGUCGUUUGAUACACGAACGACGAAUCUGUUACCGGCGAUCGUGGAACGUUCGCACACUAGAAACGCCGCGAUAGGAAGUCAGUGCUGGUUUCGUGUUGGCUAUCAUCGAGAGAGCCGAACAGCGGAAGAAAUCGGUGACAAGCUCGUACGUGAAUUUCGAAUAUCACUGUAGCAAUCGUUGCGUCAAGGGUCGAUAAAUUGUCGCGCGUGGUUGUCGGUACAACGGCUUUCUGUCAAGGCACUGUACGAAAACGAACCGGUUCGUAGCCGCGAAUCGGACGACUGGAUUGAGUUAAGUGACACCGUGAGAGACAACAAACAGAGGAACAGAGACGGAACGAAAAAAACCAGAGAGAGUACAGUCCGCAGAAGAAACGGAAGCACCGAUCGGCGUAGGAUCGGACUUUAAAGCGACGCGACAGAAUCAAGCACAACGGCCGCGACGGCGGGUCGGCUUGUACUGGUGGCCUGCAAGGACACCUUGAAGUUGACUGCCCGCCGUUUCCUGAAGGAGAAACACGACCGAAAUCGAGACGCGGCCACGUCUUCCACCGAGGAUAUCGUGGAGGGUAUCAGGCUCGAGGACGUCGUGAUGAAGCAGGAACCAGAAGACGAGGAAGACUGUUACUUCGAGGCGGCCGAGAUGCCCUCGCCGUCGUCGACCAAUCGUCACGCGGGAGCCACGCAUCGUGUUCGUUCGCAUGCACGUAGCCUUCGAGCUAUGACCAACCCUAGCGCGGUUUGGGCACACUUCGACUUGUGCGCGAACGAUCCUCUGCGAGCGCAGUGCCGUAUCUGUGGAGCGGUCGUAGUCAGAGGUGGCGCGAACCCUCGACAGUGCGGUACGACGAAUCUUCAUCGACAUCUUAGGGUACAUCAUGGUGGCAGACUCAUUGGCAGUCGUUAUCACGUAUCACAAUCAGCAUCUCAGUCAAAUACAACUGGCAAAACUAUUAGGAUAGCAGCACAGUCCCUAGUGAGACCUCACAUUCGAAACAUUGCACCAGCACCUUCACCACAGCACCAGCAACAGCAACAACAGCAACGACAACCAAAGACUCUUGUGUUAAAAACCAUACCCUUAAAAGUAAAACAAGUUGCACCAACAACUAUUAAAAUGCCACCUCGACAAACCAGCCAAGGAUUACCUCAUAACAUUGUGCAUCAACAACCUACAGAGGUCUGUUUAAGAUGGAACAGUUAUCACAGUAACAUGCAAAACAGUUUUCCAUCUUUGUUAGAUUCUGAGCAGUUUGUUGAUGUAACCUUGGCCUGCGAAGGCCGCUCGUUAAAAUGUCACAAAAUGAUAUUGUCGUCAUGUAGUGAUUAUCUUGCAGAUUUAUUACGUGAAAAUCCGUGUCAACAUCCAAUUAUUUUAAUGAAGGAUCUUAAAUUCUGGGAAGUCGAAGCACUAGUCAAAUUUAUGUACCGCGGUGAAGUUAACGUCGCCCACGAUAAAUUGCCGCAACUGUUAAACGCGGCUGAGGCGUUGCAGGUAAAAGGAUUAGCUGGACCAAAUCCUUCUUCACAGAAUCCAAAGCCACCGCUGCUUAUUCCGCAGUCGAAACCAUUAGUAUCUCAACCAGUUCCUCGAACCGCUUCAGAAACCAAAGAAAAAGCUUCCACUUCCGGAGUUUCUACACCGUCUAGUCCAAAACGUGGGCAAAAACGACAACAUUCAGAAGCCAUUGAACCAAAACCCUUCACAAAAAUACGCUUACAACGACCCGUCACACCAACAUCGCCCAAUACUAUAGUUAAGAUGGAACCGUUAGAUAUACCUCUUAGUCCUACGAUAUUUCCUGAAAAUAAUGAGGACAGUUCGACUCCCUCGAACUUUGACAAGCUGAUGAGUUUACACGAAGAUGAUGAUCCAGGUGGCAACGAAACCACCGAUGGUGAAAGAGAAAUUAAUUUCUGCGAAAUACCUGAACCGCCUGAUAUAAAUGACAGUGAGGAUCAAAUGGAAUUUGUACCUACAGACUUUUUAGAGCAGGAACAAGACAUUGUCGAGGAAACGGAAACGGCCUCCAAUAAAGAUAGUAAAGAAGAAUCUAGAGAUUAUAGUUCAGUUGAGAUUGAAGAUGGUGAAAGAUGUGAAGUUGAAAAGGAACAAUCUUCAAAGGAGAAGAAACCUGUUUAGUAAGGUCAACGAAUUUGAAUUAAAUUUAUUUAUUGGAUAUAUAUUGGAUUGUUUAUUGAAAAAUGUGAACGAACAUAACGAUAUCAAUGCUUUCAUUUUUUAAACGAAUUCUUAAAAUAACACAGUAUUGCUAUGAAAGUAGAAUUAUAUACUUUCACUCUGAAAUGCGUAUUUUUUAACAUAGCAUCGAUUUUAAUGGUUGUCUUUCAAAGUAAAACAUAUACACAAUUUUUGUGAUAGUUUUAUGUGAACUAUUAUUAUCAUGAACUUUUAAGUAAAUAUGCUGUUGCAGCUUUACUUCUCGUUGAUCUGCCGAAACGCAGAACAAAAUAUAUAAUGCAUUGGAACUUUGUCAUUUGUUUUCAGAAAAGUAUAAUUAUUGAAUUGUAAAUAGAACAUACGUAAUUAAAAAGUAAAAUUAUUUUUACCAUUUAUUGUGCGUAUCGUAGCGGCAAUAUAUAUCUUUCGAGCGUCUUCAUAAAGUUCACUAUUUGAAAUUGAUAUUCCAUACAAACGUUUACGUUAGUAUGAUUCAAAUGAAAAUUAUUAAAUUAUAAUGUAAUGAUUAAUUGUAUAUAUUUACAAAGUA
Molecule: messenger RNA, 3744 nt
Organism: Colletes gigas
Lineage: Eukaryota; Metazoa; Arthropoda; Insecta; Hymenoptera; Colletidae
Product: protein tramtrack, beta isoform-like
Exons: 5
Coding region: 1605-3155 (516 amino acids)
Biological process (GO): regulation of transcription by RNA polymerase II
Cellular component (GO): nucleus
Molecular function (GO): DNA binding; protein binding
Source: RefSeq, a predicted model, not a curated record